GGCCGGGUUCAGGGAAGAUUCGGGUCCGUGAUCAAGGCUGGGCCUGUGGUCCUGGGCCACUAUGAGCUGCACCAUCGAGAAGAUCCUGACAGACGCCAAGACGCUGCUGGAGCGGCUGCGGGAACACGACGCGGCCGCCGAGUCGCUGGUGGAUCAGUCCGCCGCGCUGCACCGGCGGGUGGCCGCUAUGCGGGAGGCGGGGACGGCCCUUCCGGACCAGGUCGGGCAAAGGUAUCAAGGAGAUGCACCCGAUAUAAAGGACAUGUCCAAAUUCAAACCUCACAUUCUGCUGUCCCAAGAGAAUACACAGAUUAGAGACUUGCAGCAGGAAAACAGAGAGCUAUGGGUUUCCUUGGAGGAACACCAGGAUGCUUUGGAACUCAUCAUGAGCAAGUACCGGAAACAGAUGUUACAAUUAAUGGUUGCUAAAAAGGCUGUGGAUGCUGAACCAGUCCUGAAAGCUCACCAGUCUCACUCUGCAGAAAUUGAGAGUCAGAUUGACAGAAUCUGUGAAAUGGGAGAAGUGAUGAGGAAAGCAGUUCAGAUGGAUGAUGACCAAUUUUGUAAGAUUCAGGAAAAACUGGCCCAAUUAGAGCUUGAAAAUAAAGAACUUCGAGAAUUACUAUCCAUCAGCAGUGAGUCUCUUCAGGUCAGGAAGGAAAACUCAAUGGACACUGCUUCCCAAGCCAUCAAAUAACUCAACUUCUGAAUGACAGCUGUUUAUCAAGGAAGGAAAUUAUCUUUCUAUUUGAGUAUUGUCCAUUUAGUGUCUUGCCUCAGACUUGAUUUAAUGUUUAUUAAAGGUAUCAGGUGGCAGUUUAGAAUUUGCAGUCAAAUUGGCUGUCCACAAAAUGGUUUUUGGGUGUGUUCGUGAAAUACACACGGAGUUUCACCAUUCCUUUCUCUAAGAGACCUACUUUUACUUUUCAGUUCUGGGACCUCAAUUUAUUAUUGGUUCCUUUUUGUUUCUUCACAUCUCUCAGACUUAGAGCCUUUUAUUAUAAGCCAGCAAUCUUUAUUUUAUAUAGGAUUAUAAAUUACACUUCUAAAAAAAUUUUAAGAGAUUAGCUUUUUAAAUUAUUUGGCACAAAUCUAGAUUUUUUUUUUCCCUAUUUGCGAAAAGUAAUACAAUUCCACACAACUAGAUUGGCAGAUUGUCUGAUUUGUGAUGUCAUUCACCUCCUAUGAAGUUUUAAGUCUCUCUGGUGCUAAGAGUUGGCACUUUAUGACCUGGUGUCUUUACUCUUAAUUUGAGAGAACCUACUGCUAGUUCCCAAGAAGCAUACUUGAAAAUAGGUAACUGGAGAGUCAUCAUAUUGUUCAAAGAACCCUGAGAAAUUUGUCCUUUGUGUGACAUACACAUGUACUCUUCGUUCAGAUGCUGAAGGAGCUGUUAUUUAUUCUGUUAGAAAUUAAUAGUCAAUUUUUCAAUAUUGUCCUCCUAGGUAAUCUUCAACUUGGAUGGUUUACUCAGUUGAAGAGCAUAAAAUGGGUCUUUUCACAUUGUAGUUUUUAGGUACUACAUUCUAUUUAAUUUAUAUAUAACUUUUGUUUCAUAGUUAAGAACCAUCACUUACUUAGAUGUCUUUCAUUACUAGUACUGCUAGUUGGCUUUCUUUUUAGAUCCAUUUAUCAUGAGGAAGCAAAAUUUUAUCACUCAAUGUCUGAUGCUGUGUUGAGAUUCAAAUGCUGAGCGGUCAACCAGACUUACUCAUCAACUCACUCGCCUAUCUCAGUUUAGUUACACGCCAAAUUUACAAAUUGCUUCAUGUUACACUAUCAACUCGGGUUUGCCCCAAAAUAAUUGAAAUAAUGAAUCCCAAACCUGUCCAUAUUUUCCAGUAGCACUGAGCACCAUACUGACAGGAGACACAGUAUUUAAAAGAGUUUUUUCUUAGUACUUUGUGUGAUGUAAAAUUUCUUUUGUACUGCCAGAAAGAUUUGACUCCAGUUAAAACAAUAAAACAUCACGAAGAUAUCCUAAAAGCAUCUGACCCCACUAAUACUGAAAGAAUUUGGCCUAUUGUGGUGGUCUUUAAUGAUUAGGUGUAUGUCAUUUAGAAACUCAAAUUUCUAUUCAAAGUCCUGCAUAGAAUUUGAAAAAUACUUCCACCCCCAAUGUAGGCAUUUUAAUCUUAUUUCCCAACAGGAAGUAAAACUUUAGUCCAGCCAUUUGGCUUGAAGUAUAUGCCCUAACUGCCACUUUGUGUCCCAUGGUUCCACUCAGGAAGCAGGUACCCCUACGUGAUAUAUCAGCUGCCAUGGCCAAUUUUCAGUAAAAAUGAUAAAGUCAUCAAAUGGCCCAUUAAAGUAUGAGAUAGUGUCUCAUUAUCUGCCUUAUGUUCCUUUAAAGUUGUUUACAUAUUGGAUAUCAGGAUAAAUCUAUGUUAACUUUUCCCCCUCCCAUCAAAAGCUUGAAGUUUGAGUGAAAGAGCUCUCAGUGCCCUACAAAAUGUAAAUUUUGGCUGGUGUUAAUACAAAUACAGCAUUUCUAAUAAAAAUAUUUUAAGAAUAA
Molecule: messenger RNA, 2515 nt
Organism: Neogale vison (American mink)
Lineage: Eukaryota; Metazoa; Chordata; Mammalia; Carnivora; Mustelidae
Gene: SIKE1
Product: suppressor of IKBKE 1
Exons: 5
Coding region: 62-697 (211 amino acids)
Source: RefSeq, a predicted model, not a curated record